Molecule: messenger RNA, 978 nt
Organism: Penicillium nucicola
Lineage: Eukaryota; Fungi; Ascomycota; Eurotiomycetes; Eurotiales; Aspergillaceae
Exons: 3
Coding region: 1-978 (325 amino acids)
Biological process (GO): transmembrane transport
Cellular component (GO): membrane
Molecular function (GO): transmembrane transporter activity
Source: RefSeq, a predicted model, not a curated record
AUGGGGUUCCGUUUGGCUAUCAUUCAAUCGUUUGCUGUUCUGGCGUCCGCUUUCAGUGGCCUUAUCUCUUUUGGUGUAUUCCAGAUUAAUGAUCCUGCAGUGAAGGGGUGGCAAUGGCUUUUCAUUAUUGAAGGAUCAAUGACCCUUAUUACCGGAAUUGUUGGCUUCUUCUUGCUGCCGGAUAGUGCACCAACAGCCUGGUUCUUGAGUGAGAGGGAGAAGGCGGCCGCGACAGUACGUCUUCUUCGGGACACUUCCUCCGAAGUGAAUACUGCGUUUGACCUGAAAGCUUGCUUUGAAUCAUGGAAUGAUUGGAAGUUCCCGGUUUGGUGUUUGAUCACGUUCACAUAUCCUGUUGCGUAUGCCACUGCAAUGAAUUUCUUCCCUUUGAUUGUUCAGCGACUGGGAUAUUCGGUGGUGAAAACGAAUCUUUGGACAGUCGCCCCCAACCUGGUUGGUGCAGUGUUCUUGCUAUGUGUCGCGAAAUCUUCAGACUAUUUCCGAGAGAGAACCUUUCAUAUUAUCUUCUCCUUGACAGUGUCGCUAGUGGGCAUGAUUAUAUUGACCGCCAUUGAUGUGGAGGGCAACAAAGGUGUGGCAUACUUUGCCUGCUUCCUCAUGGCAGCCGGCUCCUACAUCCCAUCAUGUCUUGUGCAUGCAUGGCACAACAAUAACAAUGUUCAUGAGAAUUCCCGCGCCGCCAAUACGGGCCUCUUUGUCGGGUUAGGAAACAUCGCAGGGAUUUUGAGUGCCGGAACGUUCCGAACGCAAUAUGCGCCCAAGUACUUGCCCACCCUUAUCGCAACGUGUUGCUGUAACGCCGUUUGCAUUGUUCUUGUGCUUGGACUCGGCAGCUGGAUGCGGAUGGAAAACCACCGCCGAGAUCAUAAGCAGGGUCAAUCGAUUCGAGAGGCUCAGGUUGAGACUAGUCAAUUCCGAGACGGCGAGAAUAGUCCGGAAUGGAGAUAUUUCCAUUGA